Molecule: messenger RNA, 3392 nt
Organism: Phaeodactylum tricornutum CCAP 1055/1
Lineage: Eukaryota; Bacillariophyta; Bacillariophyceae; Surirellales; Neidiaceae
Gene: Sec61alpha
Product: transport protein Sec61 alpha subunit
Exons: 3
Coding region: 1180-2859 (559 amino acids)
Biological process (GO): post-translational protein targeting to membrane, translocation; SRP-dependent cotranslational protein targeting to membrane, translocation
Cellular component (GO): Sec61 translocon complex; membrane
Molecular function (GO): ribosome binding; signal sequence receptor activity; transmembrane protein transporter activity
Source: RefSeq, a predicted model, not a curated record
UCGUUUCAAUUUCCUUGAGAAUACUGGCCGACGCAGCCGACGAUGGAAUGGAUUGUCCCACCGGUGCCACAAUUUCUCGUACAACCUCGGAACAAUCAAAUCGCACGUCGCUGAUUAUUUCUUGUCGUCGAUUGAGCGUAAUCAAAUCGACCUUGAGUAAGGAGGGGGAACCUAGCGGUGCCAGAAUCGCCGACAUUUUGUUGGGUGUUGCUAGAGGAAUAUCCACGACACUAUUCGCGCCCAUGGCAGCCUUGGCAAUACUGCGCACGUUGUACUCGCGAUCGGCAAUGCACGAGGUUGGCGAAUCGGCAGACGAUAGGAAGCGACUUUCGUAUCGCAAAACGUUGCCAAUAUCUAGUCGAGCCUUGUUGUAGGUUGCGUUUCCGCCAAACAAGGCCAGUCCACACGGUGCCAGGACAUCUUUAGUCGUCGAUUCAACGGUCCAGAGGCCACUGAACCAGCUAGGAUACGCCACGUCCGGUCCUUCCAUACCGUACGGUGGUGCAUUGGCCAGAUUUUCCGUCACUCGCGUUUCUAGCAUUCCUGUUGGUAGAUCGGCCGACGGAGGAUUCAUCAAGGUGGCUGAUGGUGAUGAUGAUUGUCCGUCGAAUGCGGCUGCGUCGCUCGGCCAGCGGUAAAAGCAGGACGACCAAACCAGAGUCGCGGCGGUGACGAGACUGCGUCUUCGCAGAGUAUCAAAGCUGUGGACGAUUCCGGACGGUGGAUCAACUAAAUUCGUAGCGAGGGGAAUCACACGCUUUUCCGGAUCAACGUCGGGUCGUUCGUGGUGGUGCCGGUGAAGUGGCACGAGGGCGAGGGGAAAGUUGACAUUUUGGACACACUUUCCGGCGAGGAAACUCCGAGAGCGUUUCACGCAGAGAAGAAGAGCGAUUGUGUUGACAACGGAUCUCAACUUUCCCGACUUGACCAUGUCUUCCCCUGGAACGCAGUGUCCUAGUAACCGGAGCCUCGCUCGAUGGUUACCAAAUAAGUGUAAGCAAGUCAGAUGUGGACUCGUGCUGAUUGUUGGAAGGUGUCGAUCGCCUCUCGCAUCGGUUCUUCGGAGGGCAGAUCCACAACUAUCUCCGGAGGCGCACGGACGUCAGUCACGAAAGAACACGAUUCGUGGGAAGCUAUUGACGACGAAGGACACGCGCCUCUAUCUAAUUCGUAUGGUAAAUGGUCUGUCGAAAGGUCAAAAUUCCUGAAUGUCUGCGUGCCGCGUGGCAGGAUUUCGACGGACAGACGGAUCGGAUCCGAUCGGCAGCCAGCACUCGAAAUGACUUUGUGCCUGCUUUUCCAGGGAACAAACUGUUACCGCGUCCUCAACUUUGGAGACAACGCCAGGCACCGCACGCACACACAAUCCCAAACCGUUGCGGUCUCCUUCCCUCCCCUCGUUUGGUUUGUUGUGGUUGCACAUUAGCUUUCGUUGCCACCAUGCGGUUCCUUCAUUUGAUUCGUCCGGUCAUGUGCGUCCUUCCGGAGGUCGCCAGUCCGGAUCGCAAGAUUCCCUUUCGUGAAAAGCUUCUUUGGACUACCAUUACGCUCUUUAUCUUUUUGGUGUGUUGCCAGAUUCCCAUCUAUGGAGUCCAGUCCGCUAAAUCCUCGGAUCCCUUUUACUGGAUGCGUGUCAUUCUCGCUUCCAACCGCGGUACACUCAUGGAGUUGGGCAUCUCGCCCAUUGUUACUUCGGGUCUCGUCAUGCAGUUGCUUGCCGGUUCUCGUAUCAUUGAGGUCGACUACAACGUCAAGGAGGAUCGUGCGCUCUUCUCCGGAGCGCAAAAACUCUUUGGUAUCCUCAUUACGACGGGAGAAGCGAUUGCGUACGUGGUGUCGGGCAUGUACGGAGACUUGGGUUCCAUCGGAGCGGGUAACGCCAUUCUCAUUAUCGCGCAGCUCUUUUGCGCCGGUCUCAUUGUUUUGACACUCGAUGAACUCUUGCAAAAGGGCUACGGUCUCGGAUCGGGAAUUUCACUCUUUAUCGCCACCAACAUUUGCGAAAAUAUUGUUUGGAAGGCCUUUUCUCCGACAACCAUCAACACGGGACGUGGAACCGAGUUUGAAGGAGCCAUUAUUGCUCUCUUUCAUCUUUUGAUUACCCGUAGCAACAAGAUCCAAGCUCUCCGUGAAGCCUUCUACCGACAGAAUCUUCCCAACGUGACGAAUCUCUUGGCGACCGUCUUGAUCUUUGUUAUUGUUAUUUACUUUCAAGGCUGGCGGGUCAACCUUCCCGUCAAGUACCAAAAGUACCGCGGUCAGGAAGGAAACUACCCCAUCAAGCUGUUUUACACUUCCAACAUGCCCAUUAUCCUUCAAACUGCUCUGGUGUCCAACUUGUACUUUGUCUCGCAGCUUUUGUACAAUCGUGCCCCCACCAACAUUCUCGUCCGCCUCCUCGGAAAAUGGCAGGAAGUGGAAGGCUCGGCCGGUAACAAGAUUCCGGUAGGAGGCAUCGCCUACUACAUUUCGCCUCCCCAGAGCUUUGCCGAAAUCAUUUACGAUCCCUUUCACGCGGUUUUUUACCUGGUCUUCAUCUUGACGGCCUGCGCUCUCUUUUCCAAGACGUGGAUUGAGGUCAGCGGCGCCUCGGCUCGGGAUGUUGCCAAGCAGUUGCGCGACAACCAAAUGGUCAUGAAGGGACACCGUGAUUCGGCACUGAUCCACGUGCUGAACCGGUACAUCCCGACUGCCGCCGCUUUUGGUGGUAUGUGCAUCGGAGCGCUUUCCGUCAUUGCCGAUUUCAUGGGCGCCAUUGGUACCGGCACGGGUAUCUUGUUGAGCGUCACAAUUAUCUUUCAGUUCUACGAAGCCUUUGUUAAAGAGCAGAAGGAAGGGACGGGCGCUUUUGGAUUUUAAAUCGCGAGGUUUAUUCCGAACAAGCUACUAUACACACUAUCAUACACAUUCUUCCUACACACACACACAUUCAUGAGAGAGCGAGUCGGCCUUUUCGUGGAAUCCACAGAGACUUGCUCAGGACGAGCGCGUAAUUGAUUGGCGGUGGAAAGCAACAAUUCUUGGUGAACAUACUCGGCACGGUCGCGUCCUGCAAAAUAGCGUUGGAGGUGCAUCUGGGGUCGGUUCCGUACGGGCUGGUGAUUGUCGUCGUCGUCGUAAGCGAGAUACGGCCGCGCGAUCACUCCGUCACGUUGUCGAAAGACACGAGACGGAAACCUCGGGCACAACGCCGCCACUGUCGUUGAGUACAUUGUUGGAUUAUGCUUUUUUAUCACCGCACCUUUACAGCCGAACUGCGUGAAAGCGCUCGAAGCCAGCACGUACCCGCUGGAUUCCACCCUCUGGUCUCUUUUCUCUCUCUCUUGUUUUUUCAUCCACGCAUCCAAUUCAAACACAUCACAUAAAAAAUAGUAGCUUGCGGUUAAAGUCGU